AUGCAAGCCCUCAUGGCCCAUCUCGCCAUCAUCAACACCUGGGGUAAAAUAAACUCAUUUGGCAUCUUCCAAAUAUUCUACGCGACAAAGCUCGCCCAGUCUAGCUCGGAAAUCAGUUGGAUCGGCUCCAUACAGGUGUUUUUCCUCUUCGUCGUUGGUGUCUUCACCGGACGUCCGACGGAUGCUGGUUACUUCAGGGCCAUUUUCGCAACUGGCUCGGCACUUGUAGUUUUAGGAAGCUUCAUGGCCUCUAUUUCGACAACCUAUCUGCAGCUCUUUUUUUCCCAAGGAGUCUGCACCGGGUUAGUUGGCUUUCCCUGGACCAUGAGAACAAUGGCAUUUGUUCAGUUGGCCACAUUGCUCGUUGCCAACAUCUUCAUGAGGGCCAGACUUCCUCCUAGACGAUCCGGUCCGCUCGUCGAGCUAUCCGCCUUUAGAGAACUACCAUAUAGUUUAUUCACCAUCGGCAUGAUUUUUUAUCCAUGCAUCUUGAAUUCAAUUACGCUAACAUCUUUUAGUCUCGGUCGUUUCAGCCGGGACCAACUAUUCUAUGACUAUGCUUCGUCGCUCAACCUCCUCAUUCUCAUGAAUGGAGUGGGAGCAAUAGGGCGGGCGUUGCCAGGCUUUCUAGCCGAUCUGUAUGUUGGCCCUCUCAAUGUCAUCACACCAGCCGCCUUUGUCUGCACGAUUAUGCUAUAUUGCUGGACGACUGUCGGCUCUCCAGUAGGAUUGUAUUCUUGGGCAGUUAUAUAUGUACAGGGACUUUUUCCUGCGGCUCUGUCAUCACUUACCACGGAUUUGCAGAAGGCUGGCACUAGAAUGGGCAUGGUCUAUUCUAUCAUCAGCUUCGCAAAUUUGACUGGGCCUCCUCUUGCCGGUGCUCUAAUUUCAGAAGGCAAUGGGGUUUAUACGUACGCAUUCGCUUUUGGUGGAACUUGCAUUGGAAGCGUUCCAGUCCAAGGCGAAACACAUUCAGAAGCAAGAAGCUGA
Molecule: messenger RNA, 990 nt
Organism: Ilyonectria robusta
Lineage: Eukaryota; Fungi; Ascomycota; Sordariomycetes; Hypocreales; Nectriaceae
Product: major facilitator superfamily domain-containing protein
Exons: 5
Coding region: 1-990 (329 amino acids)
Cellular component (GO): fungal-type vacuole membrane
Source: RefSeq, a predicted model, not a curated record